Molecule: messenger RNA, 2514 nt
Organism: Eremothecium sinecaudum
Lineage: Eukaryota; Fungi; Ascomycota; Saccharomycetes; Saccharomycetales; Saccharomycetaceae
Gene: SPC98
Product: Spc98p
Exons: 1
Coding region: 1-2514 (837 amino acids)
Biological process (GO): mitotic cell cycle; meiotic cell cycle; microtubule nucleation
Cellular component (GO): gamma-tubulin complex; equatorial microtubule organizing center; centrosome
Molecular function (GO): gamma-tubulin binding; microtubule minus-end binding
Source: RefSeq, a predicted model, not a curated record
AUGGAUCUAGUAGCAAGCUUAUAUCCAUGUGUGCUGAAUAUGAUACCCCCAGGGGUUUCCGAAAUACAGGUGAAACGUUUUGUACACGAUAUUGCGGAAGCUAUCUCCUCCGGAUCUAAGGAACAAACAUCGCGAAUAUUGGAAUUUUACAAAUCAGAGAUGGUACGCUCACCUAAAAAUGAUUCAUUUUGGUCUAAAUUGGAAGCCUUUAUCCAGGUACUAGAGACUUUUAGCAGCAAGGAGCAAAUUGAAAAAUAUCUUUCGGUAUUAAAUUAUUUGCCUAAGGAUGUAACACCUUUUAAGAAACGAAACUCUGCAUACCUGACGACUGAUACUUUACAGCACCAUAAUAUGUUAGUAUCACCAUCUGCAGCUCCAAGUCUGUAUGCCGAAUCUUUUGAGAAUGUUGAAAAAUACUCAGAUCGGCGAUCAGCGAUAACGUCGUUAUAUGGUGGUGGUAUGCAAAAAAAUGCUGGUAAUACUACCCCAUUGGCUCACCUUUCAGAUCCUUAUUAUAGUAACAUGAUAUCUGAGGCAGAAGUUUUGAAAUACAUUUCUUAUACUUUACUUGCUACAACAUCUAGCUUAUUUCCUGUGAACAAUCAAACCAUUACAAUACCAUGCAAUGCGCCAAAUGGCGAAAGUGGAGUGUUCCAUUCUAUAUUCGAGGCUGCUCUAUUGUAUCAAUACUUAAGCAAUCGGGUUGAGAAGUUGAAAUCAUCGAUGCUGUCGCCCUUAAAAGUAAACUUCUUAAGCGUGGUGUCGCAGAAGUUACGCGAAUACUGUAGAGUUGUUAACGGGCUUACCAACACUAUUGGGAAUGAAACGGCAAAGUCAAUAUAUACAAAGAUCUACACCCAAAUACUCAUAUUACGGUUUUACUAUAGGUAUUUACAGAAAUUUGAAGGAUUUAGGGGUGACCAAUUGAUAUCAGAAUUUGAUUUGUUGCGGAAGCAUGGCGAUCCACUUGUAAAGGAACUUGCUAGUGAAGUUUUUUCAAGGUUAAUUGAUCUUUACAUGGAGUAUUUAGUAUACUGGGUAGUUAGUGGGCAGUUGAAAUGUGCCAAAGAUGAGUUUUUUGUUACUCGCGAAACUACUUCGAACAAAAAUUCCUUGAAAUUCAAGAUCUUGAAAGAUAGGAUUCCCAGCUUUAUUCACCCCUCUGUUGCAAAACAAAUAUACACGGUCGGAGUAAGUUACAUAUAUUUGGAAGAAUAUAUCAAAGAUAUUGAGUGGGCUAGUGAAUUCUCGAAGAAAUAUAACGCAAAGUUUUCAGUUAUUCCCAGGUACUCGAUUUCUAACGCAUUUUUUGAGUUGAUUAAUGAGCAAUUCCUAGAAAUUACAGCGUAUCUAAAUGAUGUUCUUCGAAAUCGCCUGUACUACCGCGAAACAAUUACUAUACUAAAGGAUAUUUUACUUAUGGGAAGAGGAGACUUUAUUAAUAGCAUAAUAAAAAAUACCUGUUAUUUUCUAGAUGAACCAGUUGAGCAGCUUCAAAGUUACCAGUUAACCAAAUGUCUCCAAGAUUCCGUGUCUAGAUCGUCGUUAAGAAAUUACUUGAACAAAAGUGAUAAUAAUGCCUUGAUAAAUAAAUUGGAUGCGCGUUUGCUGGAAUCAGGGCAUGGUUCAAUUGGAUGGGAUGUAUUUACAUUAGAUUAUCUGAUCGACCCACCCUUAGGUGUUGUUUUGGGUUCCAACAGCACGGGAAGUAAAACCGAGUAUCUUCGUAUCUUCAACUUCUUGUGGAAAAUGAAGAAAAACAGCUUCUUUUUUGACGAGGAAUGGUUGAAUAACAUAGCAUUGAUGAGAGAUUUCAGGAGAAUUCGCAGAAAGUCUCCCUUAGUCAGAGAUAUAAUGAGGAAGAUGUCAAUGAUUAAUGCGCUUAAGAAGCAAGUUGAAUAUUUUAAUUUAAAGCUACAGACAUACUGUUUUACAAAUAUCAUAGAAUCCAGGUACAGAGAAUUCCAAAAAAAACUAUCGAUGAAGGAGAAUAAUUCACAGGAGAACUUCAACAUAAUAUCCCUAAAGAAUGGUUCGAAGGUAAUAGAUGGCAUACUGAGGCCAAGACUGGAUUUCUUAUCAAAACUAAAGCGCCCAUUGGCGCCCUUGUCAAACUCUGAUCUGAAGCAGUAUAAUAUUGAUGAGUUAGCCGCAUUGCAUGAUGAAUACCUAGGCAGUAUAUUAGAACAUAAGCUAUUGGAUGCCCAGAACAACAAACCUGUGGGUAAGUUUACAAAUCAGUACUUUCCAGUGACAAUCAUCACUCUAUUAGAUCAGAUGUAUGAUGUCGUACUAACCUAUGGGUCCCUUAAUAGAAUCGUUCACGAGAUUCUAAUACAGCUUAAUUUAGAUACCCACGAUAACUUAAACGACAUAUUAUCAAGGUUCAACUUAGCAAAAAACAAUCUAGUCAAACAAUUUCAGACUUUCCAAAAUCACUCAUACUCCCUAAUCAAGGAUUUGAGACUAGAUGGUAACGAAGAUAUGGCCAAGCUGAGUAGGAUCUUAAGGUAA